ACGAAUGCUUGCUUCAAAACCCAAGCCGCAUCCCUUAGUUCAGGUAUCCAUAAAUUGGUGCUUUGGGUGGCAAAGGCCUGGGCUUGGGGGUAGGGAAGACGUGGCGAUCGGCGAUGACGCCUUGGGCGACAUCUAUGGCGAGGAAUGCAUGUACAUGCCGGUCGCUGCCCCCAAGCAGAAAUGCAGCCUCUCCAGGUUACUUCCAGGUCAGGACUAUUACUUCAUCGUGCGGGCGGUGGCCAGCUCCGGGAAGGGCGAGUUCUCGAAGGUGCUGGGCCCUUGCACCACUGAGAAGGAAAGCCCGCAAAAAGCGCAGGCCCUCGAGCUCCACGACAUUGAGCUCUACACCUGCAGCACGCGCUUGAGGCUGCCCUUCAACUACGGGUCACCGAUCACCGAAGUUCACACGGUCCUGCGGCGCCUCGAUGGCCCGCUGGCACUGGAGGAGAUGGAUGAGGAAGGCUUGGUUUGGGAUCCCAAGUGGAUGAGAGGCGUGGUCAAAACGAAGCCCACUCGCGGCUUCUUGUGGCGCGGAAGGAGGCAGACAAAAAAGGAAACUGAGCCUACCACAUCACCUGGAGAUCGACCAGAGGCUCAUGUGGCAGGACAAGAACACACAGUGGCACCCUCCUCCCUGGUAGCCGUGGAUGACGCCUCCGAAGCCUCCCGCAGGCCGCAGACAGGCGUCACCGGGGCGCUCCUGCGCACCUUCGCGACCGAAGGCUUCGACAAGGCGAGCUGCAGAUUCACCAGCCGCAAGUCCUCCUUAGAGUGUUGCACCGGCCGGUCCUACGUUGUGAACUUCUCCAAUCUUCGUCCCGGCACAGAGUACGAGAUCACCUGGCGCUGCCGAAAUGCCAUGGGCCAAAGUCCCUUCUCCGGCGCCCUGUUGGUCAAGACAGAUCCGGCAGCCCCAGAUCAGCCACCUCCUAUUGCGGUCGAAAGUCUUUGAGGUGCUUGAUGAGCCACUGCCAGUGGAGCUUGAUUGUUUAUAGGACGACAUUUCGAAUUGCAGUCCAUCGUGCGUUUGCGCGAUGGUGCGCCGCGGUUCUGCCUCUGGCGUGUUUGUUUCGCUUUUGGGGAGA
Messenger RNA from Effrenium voratum, 1085 nucleotides. NCBI's taxonomy places the organism in Eukaryota, Dinophyceae, Suessiales, Symbiodiniaceae. The record is from the annotation of a GenBank genome assembly.